AUGCGUCUUCUCGUUGUGGCGCUCCUCUUCGCCUCUCUGCUGGGCCUAAGCUCUGCUACCACCUACUACCUGUACCCCACCAAUACCACCUGGCCGAGCACCAUCCAGAACCUCAAGGCGGGGGAUACCGCGAUCCUCUCCGCGGGCCAGUUCACGCUCAACCAGAAGUUCGGGGUGACCCUGAGCGGCACCUCCGGUGCGCGCAUCGUGGUCAAGGGUGCUGGCGCAUCCGAGACCACGAUCACGCAGCAGGCGGACCAGAACGUGAUGGACGUCGCCGGCACCUACUUCUCCUUCUACAACAUGACCUUCACCGGCGGAUCGAGGGGCGUGCGCUUGUUCGAGUCCAGCUCCGACGUCUUGUUCGAGAACGUCAACAUCCACCACACCAAGGACACGGCGUUCAGCGCCAAUGACGCGGGCAAGACUUACACCAGGCUCACCCUGCGCGGCAUGGAGGUGCAUCACUCGGCCGAGGCGGGUCCGGAAGUGGCCACCGGCGAAUGCUUCUAUCUCGGGUGCCAGGACAACAAGUGCCAGGUCACCAGCAGCCUGGUGGAGCUCAACUACUGCCACGACACCACGAACGCCAAGCCAGGCUGGGGCAGUGGCAUUCAGCUCAAGACCGGCUCCUAUGAUAACAUCAUCAGGGACAACGUUAUCGUCAACACCCUGGCCCCCGGCAUCCUGCUCUACGAUGACUACCAGAAAGGCACCAACCUGGUGGAGGGCAACGUGGUCAUGACCACGGACGACAACGGCAUCCAGGUGAGCUCGGGUGUCCUCGUGCAGAACAACAUCGUCAUCGGCGCCAAAGCUGCGGGCAUCGCUGUGUCCAACAACCAGCUCCAAACCACUGGCGUUUACCAUGACGUCAAGAUCAUCCACAACACCGUCUACUCCUCUGGGUCGGCCGACCUCUAUCUGCCGAUCCUGAGCAAGUCCGAGUUCGUUAUCGCCAACAACCUCUUCUUGACCAGCGCCAAGGCGUUCGACGUUAAGACCCAGACCGGCGCCGUGUGGCGCAAGAACGCCUACGUCGGCGGCACCGUCCCUACUGGCGUCGACACGGCUGGUGUGUUCCAGGUGACUAGCGGCGACGUGAUCAAUGCCGGUGGCAACGACUUCUACCCGACCGAGUCCAGCCUCCUCAUCAACGCCGGCAGCUCCAGCUACUCCCCGCGCUUGACCUACGAUUUCAACGGCAAAUCCAGGAGUGCGACCACGCCCACCGUCGGCGCCUAUGAGCACUCCACGGCGACGAACCCUGGAGGCGCAGUGAAGGCCGGCUUCAAGUCGGGCGCCUCGUCGGACAGCCAGCCGCCCAGCGGUGGCGGUUCGAACACCCCCUCCGGCGCCAACACGCUCACCUCGUGGCUCGCCCCUGUCCUCGCCCUCUAA
Molecule: messenger RNA, 1401 nt
Organism: Acanthamoeba castellanii str. Neff
Lineage: Eukaryota; Discosea; Longamoebia; Acanthamoebidae
Exons: 8
Coding region: 1-1401 (466 amino acids)
Source: RefSeq, a predicted model, not a curated record